AUGGAAAACAAUCAAAGUGCUUCUGAUACACAAGACAGUUCUAUGAAGUCCAUUGAUCAAAGAGCACACUCUACUAAAGAUUGUGGUGACUUAGUGAAUCGACGUCUGAAGAAUCGAGAGAGACAGCGUAGAUACAGGGCACGUAAGCGUCUAGAAUCUGGAACCACUGAUUCUUUCGAUGUAGAACAGACACCUGCAAUGCAAGUAGAGCUACAACCAAACAGGAACCACAACAAUUUUGUGACACGCGUAUAUUGUAAUCGAGACUGGAAAAAGGAUGCACGGCAGGCUCAUCUUACAAAGCGUCGAGAGAUGAGCGGGUCUAUAGAUCAUUCCAUGACACCAGCUAAUGUACCCGAGGAGUCUAGCUUAGGUGCCGGGAACAUGUCAGAAACAAUGCUAGAUAGGAAAAUUCAAUCCAGAUCUUCUAACAUUGUUUAUAAUCAGACACCUAGAACCGUGCUUUGUCGUAGAGAUUGGAAAGCAGAAGCUAGAAGAAAGAAAAACUAG
Vicia faba (fava bean) is the source of this 510-nucleotide messenger RNA. The record is from the annotation of a GenBank genome assembly. NCBI's taxonomy places the organism in Eukaryota, Viridiplantae, Streptophyta, Magnoliopsida, Fabales, Fabaceae.